Molecule: messenger RNA, 5691 nt
Organism: Anguilla rostrata (American eel)
Lineage: Eukaryota; Metazoa; Chordata; Actinopteri; Anguilliformes; Anguillidae
Product: 1-phosphatidylinositol 4,5-bisphosphate phosphodiesterase eta-2-like
Exons: 20
Coding region: 648-4334 (1228 amino acids)
Biological process (GO): phosphatidylinositol-mediated signaling; lipid metabolic process; release of sequestered calcium ion into cytosol
Molecular function (GO): phosphatidylinositol-4,5-bisphosphate phospholipase C activity; calcium ion binding
Source: RefSeq, a predicted model, not a curated record
CACAUGUUGCACAGUUUUACUCGGUGUCGGGUAAUUUACAGCCAACGCUAACCGACCAUUUUAAAUAACUAAUAUGUAAGCAAGGAGGACUCAAAGUCACUGCUUAAUGACUAUUAAUUUUCAAAUGAAAUAAGAACUGGAAAGAAAGUUAAUGGAGGAUUUUUACGCGCGACACAAAACGUAGGCCUUCUUCAGACAAAGCCGACGCCUGCCAAAGAAGAACAGGGACUCUCGCCUGUAACAUGUGGAUUAUCUGGAAGACAUGUAGACUAAUAAUAAACCGGGUGGGAAUUCGGCAGGUCUUGCAACCGUUGGUAUAAUGUGCAACGCCACGCAAGGGUCAAUGAAAGGCACCCAGAUCUUCAUUCGACUAACUUUUCAUGACAACAGGCUGUUCACCUGAGCUAAAAAAAAAUUACAUUUGGAUUGUAUUUAUAAUAAUCUUCUGGCGUUUACACAAAAACCUCCUGGAACUAUUUGAUUGACAACCUUGUGCUGCAUCCCAGAAGUAUAAAAUGAGCCUUUUUUCCUUCGUGAAAACUAAUCAGUGUGUUUGUGUUCGCAACAGAAUUGCCAAGCGACGGAGAAAGGUAACCUAUAUGCGGUUUCGGGCAAAUAUCCUAAAUUUGUGACCCCGUGGGUUUUACAUGGAGAAAAGAACUGACAGGACAAAAACUAUCAGAUCAGAGAUGACUGCAUCUCCUACACCGGUGCCGUCGUCUCCGAUUAUGAUUCCAUGUUCUCCAGUCCUGGAGCCGACCACCCCCGGAAGGCGGUCAUCCUCCCCGUUCAGGUCUCCUACUCCGGUGCUGAUGACGUCUCCGAAACUAUGGCACAAAUCUUCAGUGUCCCGGCUAGCGGAAGAGUUUUUCUGGAUUGGCGGUAGCAUUGUGGCCACACCAAAAUGGAGAAUGGGGCAAAUAGUGGAGAGGUGCAUGAGCUGCAUGCAGGCCGGGACUCGGAUGGUGAAGCUGCGCGGGUCCUCCAGGGGCCUCACGCGCUGCUACUACCUGGAUGAGCACAAGUCCUGCGUCCGCUGGCGGCCCUCCAGGAAGCACCAGAGGGCCAAGAUUACCAUAGACUCUAUCCGCGAGGUUUGUGAGGGCAAGCAGUCAGAGAUCUUCCAGCGCUACGUGGACCGCAACUUUGACCCCAACUGCUGCUUCACCAUUUACUAUGGAGCCCACAUGCAGUCGCUGGACCUCGUCACCAGCACCGGGGAAGAGGCACGCACCUGGAUCACAGGCCUGAAGUACCUCAUGGCGGGCAUCAGUGAUGAGGACAGCCUGGCCAAGCGACAGCGCACCCGAGAUCAGUGGCUGAAGCAGACCUUCACGGAGGCAGACAAAAAUGGCGAUGGCUGCCUGAGUAUUGGAGAAGUACUUCAGCUUCUCCACAAGCUGAAUGUGAACCUUCCCAGACAAAAAGUCAAGCAGAUGUUCAAGGAAGCGGACACGGAUGACAACCAAGGCACGCUGGCCUUCGAGGAGUUCUGCACCUUCUACAAGACCAUGUCCACACGCCGUGAUCUGUACCUUCUCAUGCUCACCUACAGCAACCACAAGGACUACAUGGACACAGAUGACCUGAUCCGCUUCCUGGUGAUCGAACAGAAGAUGAGCAAUGUGACAAGAGAGCAUUGCCUGGAAAUUGUGAGCAAGUUUGAGCCCUGUCCUGAAAACCAGGAUUUGCUGGUUCUUGGCAUUGAUGGCUUUACCAACUACAUGCGGAGUCCUGCGGGAGACAUCUUCAACUCGGAGCACUAUGAGGUGAACCAGGAUAUGACCCAGCCUCUCACCAACUACUUCAUCAAUUCCUCGCACAACACCUACCUGACGGGCGACCAGCUGCUCUCCCAGUCCAGGGUGGAUAUGUACACUUACGUACUGCAGGCCGGCUGUCGCUGCGUCGAAGUUGACUGCUGGGAUGGUCCGGAUGGAGAGCCAAUUGUGCGCCAUGGCUAUACCCUCACUUCAAAAAUUUUCUUCAAAGAUGUCAUAGAAACAAUCAACAAAUAUGCAUUUUCCAAAAGCCAAUACCCUGUGAUUCUGUCUAUUGAGAACCACUGCACAGUACCCCAACAGAAGAAGAUGGCUCAGUAUCUCUUGGAGGUGCUUCAAGACAAGCUGGACCUGUCCUCCAUUAAUAUGAACGAAUGCAGACGUCUCCCCUCUCCAGAGAUGCUGAAAGGGAAAAUUCUGGUUAAGGGGAAGAAACUCCCUGCAAACAUUGAUGCGAAUGCAGAGGAAGGGGAUGUGUCUGAUGAAGACAGCGGUGAAGAGACUGAAGAUGAAAACAAGGUGACAAGUGCAGAUGGUAAGAGUGAGGAAGGCACAGACAGCACCACCGAUGCAAACCCCGGGACCAACAAGCCCCUCAACAGGUCCCUCAUGGGAAGCUUCAAACGCAAGAGACGGCGAGUGAAAGUAAAGAAGGGAUCCAGCCUUGAGGACACUGAUACGGAUCAGGAGAGCUCCUCUACUGCCCCCAGGGGAGCUGUGGUGCAUUACAGCAGGAGGAGGAAGACCAUGCGGCUUGCCCGAGCCCUGUCUGACCUGGUCAAGUACACUAAAUCUGUCCGUGUCCAUGACAUUGAGACACAAGCGGCAACAUGCAGUUGGCAGGUAUCAUCACUCAGUGAGACCAAGGCCACUCAGAUCAUGCAGCUGAAGCCAGCCCAGUUUGUGCGCUUCAACCAGAGGCAACUUGUGCGCGUCUACCCUUCUUCCUACCGUGUGGACUCCAGCAACUACAACCCCCAGCCUUUCUGGAACUCCGGUUGCCAUCUGGUUGCCUUAAACUACCAGUCAGAAGGCAGAGUUCUGCAGCUCAACAGAGCCAAAUUCUCCAGCAAUGGUAACUGUGGGUACAUCCUGAAACCCAAGUGCAUGUGUAAAGGUGCCUUUAACCCUAUGUUGGAGGACUCCUGGCAAGACCAGGUAAAGACGCAGUUGAUACUGAAGAUAAUCAGUGGCCAGCAGCUACCCAAGCCAAAAGGCUCCAUGCUGGGGGAUCGAGGCGAGAUUAUUGAUCCCUAUGUGGAGGUGGAGAUCAUCGGCCUGCCGGUGGACUGCUGCAAGGACCAGACUCGGGUUGUGGAUGACAAUGGAUUCAAUCCCAUGUGGGAGGAGACCCUCGUCUUCACUCUCCACAUGCCACAGAUCGCGCUGGUGCGCUUCCUGGUGUGGGAUCACGACCCCAUCGGCAGGGACUUCAUUGGACAGAGGACCAUUGCCUUCACGAGCAUGCUGCCAGGAUAUCGGCACGUGCAUUUGGAAGGUAUAGAAGAGGCUUCUAUUUUUGUUCAUGUCGCUGUGAAUGACAUCACUAGUAAGGUGAAACCUGCCAGUGGAAUAAAAGGGAUAUUUCACAGAAGCCAUAAUCAGGGCUCUCCGGACAGCGACACGUUUGUGCAGCUGAAGCGCAAGCCUACUUUUCGGGAAAAGCUCCUGCACAGAGCGGCGAACGGCCCCACCAAGGCCCGGCACAAAGCCCGGAGGCGGGGCCACAAGCCCCCCGUUGAGGAGGACAGCUCUGAUUCGGAGUCUGAACAGGUGCGAGACCAGCGUGGCGCCACUGGGGACCUGAAUGAUGGACAGAUACCGGGCAGGUUGGUGCAGAGCGAGCCACUCAGGCGCGCAAACAGGGUGCAGAUCCAGGAGCCGGUGCAUAAAGAGCAGGGCCUCCUUAACCGCCUGUCCAGCCACAGCCCCAGAAGGGGUAGUGUGGCCACCGGCUGCAUCCGGUGGGCGGUCGGCUCCAAAGGGGGUUCCAGCCAAGAGCUUGGAUCUCCCCACAGGCCGGAACCAACCCAGCGGGAGAGAGUGACAUCGGAGUCGAGGUGGGUGCAGCCUGAACCCCCCCAAGAAACUGACAACCAUCCCCCGCCCGCGGACUGGCCCCAACCCAAACUGCCUCCCUCCCCCUGGGCCAGAAGGAGCCUGGACACCCGGCGCAACAAACACGGCUCCGACCCCCAGCCGGGAAACACGCGGUCCUGCAGCAUGCCCAGGAGGAGACUCCCCUCCCCCACACCCCCGGCACCGGGCGGCAGGUCCAGCUUAAACUGGCAGAGGCCUGGGUGCACGGGCACGGGCAUUGGCAGAAGGCUGGCGCAGGCCGUGUCUGACUCUGAAAGCCUCUCUGACAGCGACUCCCCCAGCAGUGCGGACAGCUCGGACAGCCUGGACAGCAUCGACUUCCUGCCGUCGCGCUGGCCCGAUGACAGGCGGCCGGCCGUGGGAACGCUGCAGAGAGAGAUGAGCGCUCUCUUUGACCAGAAGAUGGACGAAAUCCGCGGUAAAUCUCCCAUAUUCUUCACUGGUAAGAGCUGACUGGUGCCCUAACUGCCCAGCCAAGACCCAUUCACAGAGUACUCUGUGCUGUGGUUAGCUCCUUGAGGCCCUCCCACGGAUAGCACUGUGAUGAGAUUAAUUAGCAUCUCAGGGCCCACCCAUGGAGAGUGCUCUCUCGAUGGUUAAAACACCAGAGACUGUGAAGUUAUGCGCUCAGAUCUUUCUCUUUUGUUUUGUUCGGCACCUCUUGGAACGCUAGAGCAGAACUGCUAAGAUGACCAACAGUCAGAUGAAGAGGCCUUUUGAACUCCAAUACCCUUCUACUGAUGUACUCUGUUUUCUUUUUUGUGAACUUCCUGUCUGUUUUCUACUUCCUUUUCAGGAAUUAAAACUGCCUUGUGGGUAUUUGAAUGACUCAUUUAGGGUAUUUAAUGAGGAACUGGUUUCUGGUUUGCAAUUGAUGUGUGUGGAACAGUUGCCUAGUAAACUGUGUCAUCCUUGACAUUUUGACUAUGCAUUUUGACUAUGGGUUUUGCCAUUAUAAUGAUUUGAUUUGCAUUUUUUAUUUUAUUUUUAUUUUUACCAUCAAUAUGUCCUUUCAUGAAUUUGUCUAACAUUGAGAUGUCAAUUCUGGUUAGGGUAGUGUCCAGAACCUAAUAAGCUAAGCUGUGCAUUUAAAUUUCUAACAAAAAAAAGAGAACUUCUUGUUAAGGUUAUAUUUUAAGUAAUAAUCAAUGAAUAUUAUCAUUUAUAAUCAUGACCAUUCUCUUUGCCAUAUGAUCAUUUUUGUGCAAAUGUUAUUUACAUUUCACUCUUCUGAGAAAAAGGACAGGUGGAGAUUGAGAAUUAGAAUAUGAAAAGAGAUUUCUAAAAUUAUACAUAAUAAUGGUAAUAUAACAUAUGUAUAUUGUAAUGGUUUCAUUGGGUUAAUGUAGUAUUUAUGUAUUUAAAUAAAUAUUUAAAUAUUUCUAUAUUAAUAUAUUAAUAUUUUUCUAUAUAAAUUUAAAUUGUAAGUGUAUUUAUUUUCAAAAUUUCUGUUCUGUACCGAACCUGUGUGUGUCUUUCAACAUGCUAAUUCACAAGAGAAUCACUGUGCCUUAAUUGCUAGCUGCAACCUCACUGUCUGAGCAAAUAUAAAUGUAUGUAUUUUUUUAAUUUGUCUCGAUACUGAUGAGGUCCUAAUAACAAACAUAUUUGCAAUUUAGUAGCAUAAAAAGGAGCACUUCAGUUAGCAGGAUGUUCUGAUCUCAGCACAAACAAGGACUUCCCCUGGGACCUGCCAGUGAUGUGCAUUAUCCUAAUGACCUCUUUUCAUAUUAGUGUUACUCAACUCAAAUGUACAACAGAUGUUAUCCAACAAAAUGCAAGAAAUAAAUGUCAACACAAGCUUGGUCAA